Acomys russatus (golden spiny mouse) is the source of this 1451-nucleotide messenger RNA. RefSeq names its product ribosomal protein L4 (gene Rpl4). Gene Ontology annotation, molecular function: structural constituent of ribosome; RNA binding. Gene Ontology annotation, cellular component: ribosome; cytosolic large ribosomal subunit. The record is from RefSeq and is a predicted model, not a curated record. NCBI's taxonomy places the organism in Eukaryota, Metazoa, Chordata, Mammalia, Rodentia, Muridae. Gene Ontology annotation, biological process: translation. The transcript has 10 exons. The coding region runs from base 128 to 1375 and encodes 415 amino acids.
GGUUUUGAUGUGAGGCAGCAUGCCGAGGACCAGUGGAAGGAUAUAUAUAAAGUGGGAGUGAUAAGUCUUUCCUUUUCCUGUGGGAGCCGCCGGGUUGAGAGGAGCGUGGCCUUCUCCUCUUCCCGUCAUGGCUUGUGCCCGUCCCCUCAUAUCGGUGUACUCUGAAAAGGGGGAAUCGUCUGGCAAGAAUGUCACAUUGCCAGCUGUGUUCAAAGCUCCUAUUCGGCCGGAUAUUGUUAACUUUGUUCACACCAACUUGAGAAAGAACAACAGACAGCCAUAUGCAGUCAGUGAGCUAGCAGGUCAUCAGACCAGUGCUGAGUCUUGGGGAACUGGCAGAGCUGUGGCUCGAAUUCCCAGAGUUCGAGGUGGUGGGACCCACCGUUCUGGCCAGGGUGCCUUUGGAAACAUGUGUCGUGGAGGCCGCAUGUUCGCGCCAACCAAAACCUGGCGUCGUUGGCACCGCAGAGUGAACACAACCCAAAAACGAUACGCCAUCUGUUCUGCUCUGGCUGCCUCAGCCUUGCCAGCUUUGGUAAUGUCUAAAGGUCAUCGCAUUGAGGAAGUUCCUGAGCUGCCUUUGGUGGUUGAAGAUAAGGUUGAAGAUUACAAGAAGACCAAGGAAGCUGUUCAGCUUCUUAAGAAACUUAAAGCUUGGAAUGACAUCAAAAAGGUCUAUGCCUCUCAGAGAAUGAGAGCUGGCAAGGGCAAAAUGAGAAACCGACGCCGAAUCCAGCGCAGGGGGCCCUGCAUCAUCUAUAAUGAAGAUAAUGGUAUCAUCAAGGCUUUCAGGAACAUCCCUGGUAUUACUCUGCUUAACGUGAGCAAGCUCAACAUUCUGAAACUUGCUCCUGGUGGGCAUGUGGGGCGUUUCUGCAUUUGGACUGAGAGUGCUUUCCGCAAGUUGGAUGAGUUGUAUGGGACAUGGCGUAAGGCUGCUUCCCUCAAGAGUAACUAUAACCUUCCCAUGCACAAGAUGAUGAACACAGAUCUUAGCAGAAUCUUGAAAAGCCCAGAGAUCCAAAGAGCCCUCCGAGCACCACGCAAGAAGAUUCAGCGUAGAGUCUUGAAGAAGAAUCCACUGAAGAACCUGAGAAUCAUGUUGAAGCUGAACCCUUAUGCAAAGACUAUGCGCAGGAAUACCAUCCUUCGCCAGGCCAGAAACCACAAACUCCGAGUGAAGAAACUGGAAGCUGCGGCACUGGCAGCCGCAUCUGAGAAGGGGGCUGCAGAUAAGCAGGCUGCAGGAGACAAGAAGGAGAAGAAGCCGAUAGGGAAGAAGCUGAAGAAGCCCGCAGCAAAGAAGGCGGCCCCGGCCAAGAAACCAGCAGCUGAGAAGAAAGCUACCACAGAAGAGAAAAAGCCUGCUGCAUAAACUAUCAACAUUUGUUUCAUUCCAUAAAGCAAAUAGAGACAAGCCUAUUUGAAUAAAAACCUAAUCAAAGAUACAG